CAGCCACAGACCCGUCCUGUAAUUCGAAUAGCAUUAUGGCCGCACCCACGCCCACUGCCAUCGCCACCCAUAUCGAGGAGACACAUGUGAUUCCUAGCGCUAUUACUGAAGUCUGGCCAGUCAUCAAAGGAAUGAAGAUGGAGACGUGGUGGAAUCUGGUAGACAAGGCCACCCCUGAUUCCCCUGGCACCGGCUUGGCCUUGGGCAGCACCUACACGCUGCACUUCAAGGACGGCACCCAGUGGGGCAUUGUCAUCGUGGAGGCCAGCGAGCUCCACAAAUUUGUGUCCUUCGAGAUUAUCAGCAGCAACCCCAGCAUCUCCGUCUCCUCCGCCUUGCACACGUUCACUUGCAAACCUGUGACCGCCACGGACCACACCUUCGUGUCUUGGUCCACCGACUUCAGCAACGACGCGUCCGCUGACGCCGUCCUCGACUCGCGCUUCAAAAAACGCGAGGGCUUGCAAGGGCUCCACGAUCUUUUCGCGCGAAAAUGAGAAGGGAGACGAGAUCGAUAGACAUGAUAGAAAAUAGUAGAGGGACGGUGCAGAGGACACGGGCGGGAAUGCGAGAAAGAAGGUAGAAAGAGGCGGAAAAGGAGGGUGGGGGGAGGGAGAUGAGGUGGGGGACAGGACAAGCUGGGUGAGAAAAUGGAGCCACGGAGGCAGUGGUCGGAAAGAGUGGAAUAAUAGACGAAAGGAAGGUGAGCGAAUGCGAAGAUAGGGCAAAUUGAGAGGAAGAAAGCCGGAGGAUAGCCUCACACUGUGGGCGGGCGCGAGGGGGGAAAGGGGGAUGGAGGGAGGGGUGCC
Nannochloropsis gaditana CCMP526 is the source of this 809-nucleotide messenger RNA. RefSeq lists its product as uncharacterized. The transcript is spliced from 6 exons. Bases 36 to 497 code for a protein of 153 amino acids. The record is from RefSeq and is a predicted model, not a curated record.